This is a messenger RNA of Nycticebus coucang (slow loris), 4452 nucleotides long. RefSeq names its product syncoilin, intermediate filament protein (gene SYNC). NCBI's taxonomy places the organism in Eukaryota, Metazoa, Chordata, Mammalia, Primates, Lorisidae. The transcript has 4 exons. The record is from RefSeq and is a predicted model, not a curated record. Gene Ontology annotation, biological process: intermediate filament-based process. The coding region runs from base 149 to 1660 and encodes 503 amino acids. Gene Ontology annotation, cellular component: intermediate filament; Z disc; neuromuscular junction.
CCAAGUGGGCGCGCCCGGCCUUAGGUCGGCCGGGAUCCGGUGUCCGCUGCAGCUGGCAGUGCAGCGGGAGUGGCCGCGGGCGCCGGAGGGGGCGGCCCGCGGGGCCGACUAUUAAUAACGCAGCGGCCGAGCCUGGGGUCGCGUAGUCAUGGCCAGCCCGGAGCCCCGGCGAGGCGGGGACAGCGCCGCCCAGGCCGAGAGGGAAACAAGAACAGAGGCUAAUUCUCCUCUUCAGGAGAACUCUGAAUCCCCGAAAGAGACAGAGACCUUGAACCCAGAAGUUUUUCUGUCUUUGGAGGGGACCUUGGACCUAGAAGAUAUUUUCUACCACUUGGAGGACACAGGUGACUUUGAUGAGAUACUCCAUGUGGAAGAAGCUGAGAAGCCAGAGGAGACCCUGUAUAUUGAGGAGACUAGGCAGCCAGAGGAUGAGACAGUGUACGUAGAGGAGCCUGUGAAUCCAGAGACACUGUAUGUGGAGGAAAUAGUACAGCCAGAUGAGGAACAGGUUGUGGAGGAGCCCGGGGAGCCAGGAAAGCCCAUAAGCCUAGAGCGGAUUGUUUAUGGGGCAGAGAAGGUCAUGAGGGAGGAGAACGCUAACCCUGAGGAGAGCCUCAGAGCUGAGCCGAGCCCUGGCACGGAGGACCUGAGCAUAGAGGACCUGGAAUUGCUGGAGGAGCGUUUCCAGCAGUGUGUCCAAGCCGUGGCCCAGCUGGAAGAGGAGAGGGAUCAGCUUAUCCACGAGCUGGUGUUGCUCCGGGAACCCGCUCUGCAGGAGGUGCAGCAAGUCCAUCAGGACAUCCAAGCGGCCUACAAGCUGCACGCCCAAGCAGAGCUGGAGAGGGAUGGGCUAAGGGAAGAGAUCCGACUGGUCAAGCAGAAGCUGUUCAAGGUGACAAAGGAAUGUGUGGCCUUCCAGUACCAGCUGGAGUGCCGCCAGCAGGAUGUGGCUCAGUUUGCCGAAUUCAGGGAAGUGUUGACUAUGCGGGCGACCCAGCUUUCAGAGGAACUGGCCCAGCUCCGGGAUGCCUUUCAGAAGCAGAAGGACCAGCUGCAGCAACAACUAGAAGCACCCCCCAGUCAGAGCGAUGACGGGCACUUCCUCCAGGAGAGCCGGCGACUCUCUGCUCAGUUCGAAAACCUCAUGGCAGAGAGCCGCCAGGGCCUGGAGGAGGAAUAUGAGCCUCAGCUGCUGCGGCUUCUAGAGAGGAAAGAAGCUGGGACCAAAGCUCUGCAGAAAACCCAGGCUGAGAUCCAGGAGAUGAAAGAGGCUCUCAGACCCUUGCAAGCAGAGGCCCGGCAGCUUCACCUGCAAAAUAGGAACCUGGAGGACCAGAUUACACUUGUGAGGCAAAAGCGAGAUGAAGAGGUUCAGCAAUACAGGGAACAGCUGGAGGAAAUGGAAGAAAGACAGAGGCAGUUAAGAAGCGGGGUGCAACUCCAGCAACAGAAGAAUAAAGAGAUGGAGCAACUAAGGAUCAGUCUUGCUGAAGAGCUCUCAACUUUUAAGGCUAUGCUACCCAAGAGCCUGCAACAGGCUGAUGCUUCCACUCCUCAGGCAGGUGGAAUCGAGACACAGUCUCAAGGUGAAUCUUCGUGGGUAGAAGAGUGGUGGUUGCAUUGCUAUUGCUUUCCUAACUUAAUACUAAUGCCUUCUUAAAAAAAAAAAAAAAAACUUAAGUGUGUGUCUAAUGACAAGUCCAUACCCCCCAAAUACCUGGGUGAAGCCUCAGAGUUCACUGGAAUGUUUCAAUUACUAGUAGAGUUCAAAGUAUGUCCUAAUUAUCAUUAGGAAUUCUAUAACAGGAUAAAACAUCUAGGAUUUGGGCAUUCUGUUUUCUCACCCUACCUUACCCCACAUGCUAUUCAUAAAAUUUCCUUAGGACAGCAGAGAAGGCAACUGUGCUAUCAAAUUCAGACUAAGACAAAGAAGGCCACUGAGAGGCCUAAGUCACUAGGCCUUUGUUAUAGGGACAGAAUUACUGCUUAAUAUUGUAAACAAUCAGGUGGUACCUGUAGCUCAGUGGGUAGGGUGCUGGCCACAUACACCAGCCAGGGCCUGAUAAAACAAUGACAACUGCAACAACAAAAAAUGGCCGGGUGUUGUGGUGGGCACCUGUAGUCCCAGCUACUUGGGAAGCUGAAGCAAGAGAAUCGCUUAAGCAAAGGAGUUAGAGGUUGCUGUGAGCUGUGACACCAUAGUACUCUACCCAGGGCAACAUAGUGAGACUCUGCCUCAAAAAAAAAAAAAAAUUAAAACAAUCAACCAUCUACCUAUCAAUUUCCUUAUAAAAUAUUCAAAGGCUAUGGCUCUCAGUAGAAAUGAGGAAGCUGGCUCAGUGCUUGUGGCUCAAGCGGCUAAGGCGCCAGCCACAAACACCUGAGCUGGCAGGUUCAAAUCCAGCCCAGGCCACCAAAUGAUGGCUGCAACCAAAAAAUAGCCAGGCGUUGUGGUGGGUGCCUGUAGUCCCAGCUACUUGGGAGGCGGAGGCAGGAGAACUGCUUGAGCCCAAGAGUUGGAGGUUGCUGUAAGCUGUGAUGGCUACAGCCCUCUACCCAGGUUCACAGCUUGAGGCUCUGCCUCAAAAAAGAAAAAAAAAGAAAUGAGGAAGCUGUUCUUAUUUUGCACAGAUUUACUUUUAGGGCCUGGUAAAACUGAAGACAUCUGUGGACCAAUGAAUUUUUCAGGAUCCUUCCCCUAAAUUUUGUUUUUUUGAGAUAGUCUCACUCUGUGCCCUGGGUAGAGUGCCACAGUGUCAUAGCUUACAGCAACCCAAAUUCCUGGGCUUGAGCAAACCUUUUGCGUCAGCCUCCCAAGUAACUGGCACUCUAGGUGUGUGCAACUAUGCCUGGCUAGUUUUCUUUUUCUUUUUUUUUUUUUAAAGUAGAGAGUAGAGAUGAGGUCUUUCUUGCUCAGGCUGGUCUUGAAUUCCUGAGCUCAAGCAAUCUACCCACCUCAGCCUCCCAGAGUAUUAGGAUUACAGGUGUGAGCAACCCCGCUCCUGUUUUACCAAUAUUUUCUCAUAUACUUUAUAAAGUCCCUUGUAAUAUUCCCUAAAAAGCUAAGGAUAAAAGGAAGGCUGUGUCAAGUUAUAUAUUGUAUAGAUGCCCAUAAAUUCAUUUCCUAAAACUUGUGUCUUGGAUACAAACUAACAAUUAUUAACUUUUUUUUUUUUUUUUUUUUGGAGAAGUCUUACUCUGUUGCCCCAGGACAUAAGGCCAUGGUGUCAGCCUAGCUCACAGCAACCUUAAACUCCUGGGUUCAAGUUAUACUUCUGCGUAGUUGGGACUACAGGAGCCUGCCACAACACCCAACUACCCUGCUUCCCCGAAAAUAAGACAUCCUCCGAAAAUAGGACCUACUUACAGGAAAGAUAAGACGUCCCCUGAAAAUAAGACCUAGCGCAUCUUUGGGAGCACACCUUAAAAUAAGACACUGUCUUAUUUUUGAGGAAACAGGGUAUUUUAUUAAUUUAUUUAUUUGAGACACAGUGAUCACUAUGUUGCCCUCAGUAGAAUGCCAUGGUAUCACAGCUCACAGCAAUCUCAAAUUCUUGGGCUUGAGAGAUUCUCUUGGCCGCAGCCUCUCAAGUAGCUGGGACUACAGGCACCUGCCAUAAUGCCUGGUCAUUUUUUUUUUCCCCCAGAUUUUGGCUGGGGCCGGGCCGUGUUUGAACCUGCCACCUCUGGUAUAUGGGAGUGGCACCCUACUCCUUUUGUAACCGGCCACAAGUGCCACCCAGUUGUCAUUGUUGUUUAGCAGGCCUGGGCCAGGUUUGAACCUGCCAGCCACAGUAUACGUGGCCUGCAUCCUAGCCCCUGAGCUAUGGGUGCUGAGCCUAAUUAAUUUUUUUUUCUUUUAGUUUUUUUGGCCAGGGCUGGGUUUGAACCUGCCACCCCCAGCAUAUGGGGCUGGCGCUGCCCCAAUUUUUUUUUAAUUUUUAGCAGAGAAGGGAUCUCACUCUUGCUUAAGGUGGUCUCAAACUCCUCAGCUCAAGGGAUCCUCCUGCCUUGGUCUCCCUGAGUACUAGGAUUAUAGGUGUGAGCCACCAUUCCUAGCCCAAGUACUAAGUUCAAUGUUUGCCAGUUACUAUAACCUUGUAAUUGGAGAGUCUCUACUAAAUCCUUUGUGUGGAUCAGAUUUAAAGUACAACGGAGAGGGGGUGCCUGUAGCUUAGUUAGUGGUUAGAGCGCCAGCCCAGAGGUGGUGGGCUCGAACACAGCGUAGGCCUGCUAAAUACAAAUUAAAACAAGAGGGGCGGCGCCUGUGGCUCAGUCGGUAGAGCGCCGGCCCCAUAUACCGAGGGUGGCGGGUUCAAACCCGGCCCUGCCAAACUGCAACCAAAAAAUAGCCGGGUGUUGUGGCAGGCGCCUGUAGUCCCAGCUACUCGGGAGGCUGAGGCAAGAGAAUCGCUUUAAGCCCAGGAAUUGGAGGUUGCUGUGAGCUGUGUG